Molecule: messenger RNA, 1685 nt
Organism: Periconia digitata
Lineage: Eukaryota; Fungi; Ascomycota; Dothideomycetes; Pleosporales; Periconiaceae
Source: the annotation of a GenBank genome assembly
UAUCUUCUCCCAGUUCAUGGAGUUUCCAGGCACUUGAGGUGAUUUUCCUUUGACAAUCCUCCAUGCUGGUCUCGAUGUAGAUCGUUUUGACGCAAGAGGGAGAUGGUGGUGUUUGGUGGGGAUGUCCAUCACGCACUUUAGUUGCUUCAUUGCGACAUCAAGCCCAUACAGCAAAGCGAACCACUAAAGUCACUUUGGAUGCAACCUCCGUCGCCGGAUUAUAGCACGCCAUCACAUAGCUGAAUGGUGGAUGAAAAUGAAAAUAAAUAUGGAAACCAUGAGCAGCUCUGGUCAUAACUUAAAUCAGGGCUGCUGUUCCCAAAUCACAUCGCAUCUCGAGAAGAACAAGCUAUAAUUUGCACAGCAGAUUCGCAAUGACUGACAGUACUCAAUCCAAUGGAACUUCGGCUCCAUACAGGGACCCUUCAGUAUAUGCAGAGUUCUCCAAAAAAUGGCCCAGCUUGCCACAAGAUGAGACACAAUGGGUAAAGCGUGCGCAAGAAGUGGCAGACAUACUUGCAUUAGAUGCAGUACAACGGGAUCUGGAAAACAAGUCGCCUCGUGCGGAAGUUCAACUUCUCAAAUAUGCCGGCCUGUUGAAGAUUCUCGGUCCUCAGAAAUAUGGCGGAGGAGAGCAGCCGUGGAGCGUGGGCUACAAAGUUAUCCGUAAAGUCGCUGAAGCCGACGGAUCGAUUGGCAUGCUUCUGGGAUACCAUCUUCUUUGGUCCACCACUGCCACUGUUGUUGGCACACCAGAACAAGCCGAUAGAUACCAGAAGCUCGUCAUCGAGAAUAACUACUUCAUCGGAGGCGCGGUAAACCCACGCGAUAGCGACUUGAAGAUUCAGUCCUCGGGUAAUAACAUUGUGUUCAAUGGAUCCAAAUAUUUCAACACCGGCGGCGUGGUAUCCGAUUUGACUGUACUCGAGGGCGUGUUAGAAGGAACCGAUGAUCACAUAUUCGCUUUCGUCGAAACGCGUCAGCCGGGCAUCGUAUUCGCGCACAAUUGGCAAAACAUCGGCCUUCGCCUUACGGAGUCUGGGGGUGUGAAGAUUGAUAAUGUUCAAGUGCCGUGGAAGGAUGCGCUGGGGUGGAACUCUGAAUUGAAGAAGCCGGAUCCCGAAGUGUUGACGAUUCCGUUUGCUUCAUUGCUCCUUCCGACAAUUCAACUCGUAUUCAGCAACUUCUAUCUUGGUAUCGCGCUCGGCGCCAUUGACUAUGCGACCAAGUAUACGAACAAGAAUACCCGAGCGUGGCCAUAUGGCGGCGAUAACAAAGAGAAAGCCACGGACGAGUUUUACAUCCUCUCAACCUAUGGGAAUUUCCAUGCACACCUUCGAGCCGCUAUAACUCUCGCAGAUCGCUCUGGCGAGCAAGUCAGCGCCAUCUACGCAAAGUAUGCUGGCGAAACAGCAACACGCGCAAAGCUCACUGCGCGAGAGAGAGGCGAGCUUGCUGAGUGGGUUGCGAGCACCAAAGUUGUUACUACGGAUACCGGCUUGAGAGUAACUUCUGGCGUUUUCGAGGUGACUGGAGCAAAAGCUACAGGCUUGAAAGUAGGAUUGGAUCGCUUUUACCGCGAUAUUCGAACGCAUACUCUGCAUGAUCCGGUUGCGUAUAAGAAUAGGGAGCUUGGUCGAUUCCAGCUGCUAGACGAGAUUCCGGAGCCAACUUGGUAUACUUGA